CGCGCGCAGUGAGGGGAGCGCGGGAUGAGGGCGGGCAGCGCGAGAGCCAACCAACCGUUAAAGCGCCUCGCGGAGAACGGCGGCGGCGACGACGACUCGCGCGGGAGAGACGCUGCCGAUAGACUCGGUUCAGACUCGAAGUGACUCGAAGACGCUGAAGAGGGGCUCUUCGGAGCCGGUUAUCGUUCCCCCUCUCUCACACCCACCCACGGGCCAGAGGGUGAGGAGAAGACAUGAGCGGCUCAGCCAAGAGGCGAGCGGCGGCUCCGAAGGUGGCGAGGAGCCCCAGCCUGAGGCGGGAGGAGCGGAAGCCAGAGGAGGGCAGCCAGGCGGCCUGGCUCAGUUGUCACAGGCUGCAGGAGUCGUUGCUCAGCUCAGCAAGUGGAUACAGUAAUUACAGAGGAAUCCUCAACUGGUGCGUGGUAAUGCUGGUCUUGAGCAAUGCCCGUCUUUUUCUAGAGAAUCUCAUUAAGUAA
This is a messenger RNA of Callorhinchus milii (elephant shark), 476 nucleotides long. Its product is annotated as diacylglycerol O-acyltransferase 1-like. Lineage: Eukaryota; Metazoa; Chordata; Chondrichthyes; Chimaeriformes; Callorhinchidae. Gene Ontology annotation, molecular function: diacylglycerol O-acyltransferase activity. Gene Ontology annotation, cellular component: endoplasmic reticulum membrane. The transcript is spliced from 3 exons. Gene Ontology annotation, biological process: triglyceride biosynthetic process. The record is from RefSeq and is a predicted model, not a curated record. The coding region runs from base 234 to 476 and encodes 80 amino acids.